AUGGCGUACCAGUGGCCGUCUGACUCGGGCUCGGACAGUGAGUCAAGUUACGACGACUCGUCGGCACCCGAGGCGCUGGAGACGGAGGAGCUGACGGCGGAGCAGGCGGCGCAGCUGGCGUUGGCGGCGGCGGUGUCGGAGGGCCAGACCGGGAAGGCACUGGCGGAUGCGGUGGAAGCGGUGCCGCAGCCGCCGGGCGUCAACUAUGCGAUUCUUCUUCCGCCGCUGCCCGAGGCCGACGAGUUGUAUGCGAGAGGUCACGCGGUGAUGGCGACGCCGCUGGGAGCGGCUGCGCGUGAGGCUGCGCUCGAGACGCUCGCAGCCCUGCUGGCGGCCGGCGCCGACGAUCUGGCGGUCGAUGGCGUGCGCCCGGCGCUUGUGUGGGCAGCGUGGGCCCGAUCCAAGCCCACUGUGGAAGCUCUGCUUGCGGCUGCUGGCGAUCGGUACCCGCGCGAGGUGCUGGGCGAGGCUGCGUGCGCGGCGGUGCGUGUGGCGGCGACCGAGGUGCUCGCGUUGCUUGCACAGCGGCUGGCGGCGACGGCCGGCCCGGCACUGGUGCCGUCCAAGGCGUGCGGGAUGUGCGACAGGGCAGCAGCUGAUGUUGUUGUCUUUGCGCUUCGCCGCGGUCAGAUCGAGGCUGCGCGCCAGGUGGUUGCUGCUGCGGCGCGGGCAGGACAUGGAGCGGCGGCGACGUCGCUCUACGAGCUGGCGCUCAUGGUGCCUGGCGGGUCCAAGGUGGCGGCAUCUGUGGUGACCAAGCUCUUUCUCUCGUACGGGGUGUAUGCGGCGGGAGUAUGCACGCGUGUGCAGGGCGACUCGCCGCUCAAUAUUGCCUUUCUUGCCAACGACGCGGCGCUGCUGACGGCGCUGCUCGACGCCGGCGCUGCGCCCGCCAUUGGGCUUGCGCUCCUCCCGUCCGACUUUCGGACGGCCGAGCAGCGCGACGAGGUCAUGGCGCUCAUCGAGAGCACGCCGCCCUCAACGCGCCAGGCGGUGCUUGGCGACCGGCUCGAAUACUCUGAGUUUAUGGUGGCUGCGGGCAACAUGUGCCAGGCGGCGGUCAACGCGCAGGCGAUCGGCUGGCGGCCCGAGACGCACUGCGCGUUUCCGCGGGCUGUCCGCGAGGCCAUUGCCACCGUGCUUGUUCUUGCGCGGGCGACCAAGGGUGCGGGCGGGCGGUUCGUGUACGUGUACAAGGACGCCGGCUUUGCGCAGCUCCCAACCGAGCUGCUGUUCACCAUCUUUAACUUUGUGGCGCACGAGUGGCCGCAGGGCUAGUUAGGCGACACCUACGAGUCGUCGUCGCUCGAGCCUGAGUCUGAGCCCGAGUCCGAGCCCGAGUAGGCCGAGGCGUGGCCGUUUUCGCUCGCGAGCAUGGCGUUCCAGGCGUCGUCUGGGUGAUCAAGCUCUGUUACGUGUGGCACAAUGAACCAUGUGGGAAG
Thecamonas trahens ATCC 50062 is the source of this 1442-nucleotide messenger RNA. RefSeq lists its product as uncharacterized. The transcript has a single exon. The record is from RefSeq and is a predicted model, not a curated record. Lineage: Eukaryota; Apusomonadida; Apusomonadidae. The coding region runs from base 1 to 1278 and encodes 425 amino acids.